Messenger RNA from Platichthys flesus (European flounder), 972 nucleotides. RefSeq names its product sterile alpha motif domain containing 10b (gene samd10b). Gene Ontology annotation, molecular function: protein binding. Gene Ontology annotation, biological process: cell surface receptor protein tyrosine kinase signaling pathway. The record is from RefSeq and is a predicted model, not a curated record. Lineage: Eukaryota; Metazoa; Chordata; Actinopteri; Pleuronectiformes; Pleuronectidae. Bases 330 to 860 code for a protein of 176 amino acids. Gene Ontology annotation, cellular component: cytoplasmic side of plasma membrane. The transcript has 5 exons.
CUCCAGGAGCAGCUGCUCGGUGCGUAAUGACCUUUUGUCUCCCGGCGGUCAGGUGCGGAGCAGCGGGGGGGCGGAGAUUCACAGGGAGCCGCUGUUAAACCCGACUGGUCCCGCGACGUCCCGCACAACAAAUGUGCGUGAGAGAGUGAUGUAGGUUUUUGCCUUGUCUCUUCCCGGUGCACGGCCGCAGUUCGCCGCCGGCUCCAUGCUCCCAUAGCGGCUCCGAGAGGACGGAGAGACGCGCUCCUCUUCCCGGUUCGUCUUUAUUUCUCACAGAAGCAUGGGAGAGUCCUGCUGACACCACGGAGAGAUACACGCUGAGACCGAGUAUGGCCGUGGACGCGGCGUCCAGCUUCAGUUUUUGCCGUGCCUCCCUGGAGCACACGCUGUCUGCUGAGGAGCUGAGCUACCAGCUGCCGCGUCGCGCCGGAGGCAGCAACCUGACCUGGCACGACGGCCGCGGCCAGAAGACGGCACACACACGCACCGUCAAGCUACUGCAGCAGCCCGGCACAGAGGGCAUCCAGCUGCGUCCGGGUGAAGCCUUCACUGUGUAUCACACCAGUCCGACACUCUCCAGUCUGUCCAAACCUGUGGUGCUGUGGACUCAGCAGGACGUCUGCAAGUGGCUUAAGAAACACUGUCCUCACAACUACCUAACCUACGUCGAGGCCUUCUCUCAUCACGCCAUCACAGGACGGGCUUUGCUGCGCUUGAACGGGGAGAAGCUGGAGAGGAUGGGGAUCGUGCAGGAGACGCUGAGGCAGGAGGUCCUCCAACAAGUCCUCCAGCUGCAGGUCAGAGAAGAGGUCCGCAACCUGCAGCUCCUGAGCAGAACCUCCUUUGGAAACUUCUCUUAGCUCAUCCCUGGAUCCAUUUGGCAGCCCACUCCCCCAUCCCAUGUCACAGUAGGAGCCAUGGAAGAGCUGCCGUUUUCAGAUAUGUGGGCGGAGAAUCAAUGAGUGAGCGGGG